Messenger RNA from Colletotrichum higginsianum IMI 349063, 1914 nucleotides. RefSeq names its product alpha-1,2-Mannosidase. Lineage: Eukaryota; Fungi; Ascomycota; Sordariomycetes; Glomerellales; Glomerellaceae. The transcript has 5 exons. Gene Ontology annotation, biological process: N-glycan processing; carbohydrate metabolic process. The record is from RefSeq and is a predicted model, not a curated record. Gene Ontology annotation, molecular function: calcium ion binding; mannosyl-oligosaccharide 1,2-alpha-mannosidase activity. Gene Ontology annotation, cellular component: endoplasmic reticulum; membrane. The coding region runs from base 1 to 1914 and encodes 637 amino acids.
AUGUUCCCAUUGUCAGAGACCAAUCUUCAGACCGGAUCGCUUUCUGUUCUUCCCCAGCCACAUCACGACACGACAAUGGGAUCUUCUCCGAACAGGCGGGGACGAAACUCGCCCACAAGGCACAAAGUCGUUGGCCCAAUCAACGACAGUUUGCAGGAACCCGUACGUGUACACGAGAAUGAGAAGACAAGAUUGAGCGGGAGAAUCCGCAAUAUUGUCAUCGUGUUGUCUCUCAUAGGCCUCGCGGUUAUUCUCCUCGCUGGAUACUUGUCAGACAAUGCCCUCGGACAUACCCACUACGCACCUCAAUCCCAGUUUGUUGAUUGGGAUGACCGGAGAGAGGAAGUGAAAGAAUCAUUCAUGACAAGUUGGAACGCGUACAAGAAGUAUGCAUGGGGCAACGAUGUGUUCGACCCCAUUUCGAAAAAGGGCGAAAACAUGUCCCCCAAUGGCCUCGGCUGGAUCAUUGUGGAUAGUCUCGACACGAUGAUGCUCAUGAACCUGACCGAGCCCCUCGCCGAUGCACGGAAGUGGCUGCAUCGCAGUCUCACCUGGGACCAAGACCAGGACAUUAACACAUUCGAGACGACGAUCCGCAUGAUGGGCGGAUUGCUUUCAGCUCACUAUCUAUCUACACAGCUGCCACACGUUGCUUCUAGGAGGGACUCGGUCUACUUGUCCAAGGCCGUCGACCUCGCGGACCGGCUCUUGGUAGCGUUCGAGUCCAACUCGGGCAUACCCUAUGCCAGCGUCAACAUUGGGAAGCGAGAAGGAAUCGCUUCCCACGCGGAUGGCGGUGCUUCCUCUACAGCGGAGGCUGCCACCGUCCAGCUCGAAAUGAAAUACCUGUCAUACUUGACGGGGAACGAAAUCUACUGGCAGAAAGCAGAACGUGUCAUGCAAGUACUGGACGAGCAGAAGGCGGAGGCAGGACUGGUGCCCAUAUUCGUACACCCGAGUCACGGACGUUUCACAACGAGAGAGGUACGGUUGGGAAGCCGGGGCGAUUCUUACUACGAGUACCUCAUCAAGCAAUACCUCCAAACAGGUGAGGUCAUCUACCGGGACAUGUGGGAAGACGCUCUGGGCGGUAUCGAGAAGCAUCUCGUCACGACCACACGCAACGCAGCGCUCAAGUUCGUCGCGGAGCUCCCCACGGGAAUUGGAGGGCCCCUUUUACCCAAGAUGGAUCAUCUUGUAUGCUUUCUUCCGGGAACAAUUGCAAUGGCAGCCACGGAGGGACGUACCUUGGCCGAGGCACGCCGCGACCCGGACUGGACCAAACACCAUGAGAACGAUAUCGACCUCGCCAUAGAACUCAUGAACACAUGCUGGGGCAUGUAUGCCGUCACGGAUACCGGCCUUUCUCCCGAGAUCACCUGGUUCAAUGCCUCCGAGGCGGAUCUGCAACCUCGACCUGGCGACAGGUUGUUACGUAGGGAAAGUAGCGGUACGCAACUCUCGGUUUGCCUCGCACAGAUUUUUUUUGGUCAACUGAUUAUAGUCACAGCCCUUUCGAAAUGGAAAAAGGACUACACCAUCAAGCCGCUGGAUGCACACAACCUUCAAAGGCCUGAGACCGUUGAGAGUCUCUUCAUGAUGUACCGCAUCACAGGCAACUCGAUGUACCGAGAGUGGGGCUGGAAAAUCUUCCAAUCGUUCCAGGCACACACUCUUGUACCUGGCAGAGAGGGGUACACGAGUCUCAACGAUGUUCGAACGGUCCUGCCAACGACCAGAGACAACAUGGAGAGUUUUUGGCUGGCCGAAACUCUCAAGUACUUCUACUUGCUGUUCUCGCCCACAGACUACAUGCCGUUGACGGAGAUUGUCUUCAACACCGAAGCCCACCCCUUUCCAAGAUUUUCACCAAGGGGGUCGUUGAAGACGGGCUGGCAGAGAUUGCCACGCUAG